ACCCAUGUUGUAUUUUCACAAUCACAAUGUAUAGUGAUUUUAUUUCUCAUACGUUUGCAACGUUGUUAAUAUUGUUGCUGUAUUCAUGUAAGGUUGCUGUUGGUCAAACCGGUGACAUUGAAGAUGAGGAGUUGCUGUGCAGAAGGUGCGGUCACAAAGUGACAUCUGCCGAACAUCUGUACAGCAACAAGAGUCCAUUGGCGCUCUCACAUCGUAACGACACUAUACUUGGACAUGAUGAUACCUUGAUACAGUUGUUCCAGAAUGCACACGAGAAUAGAUUCGAGUUGAUCACAGUGAAACAGGCCGACGUGUACAGGCAUGGCGUAGCUGUUUACGAUGCAUCGUGGUUUCCAAGUUAUGCAUGGCGGAUAACAGUAUGUCCUCGCUGUGGCCAACACCUCGGAUGGUCGUUUGAAAAGGGUACAGAGGACCAUCACAGCAAGAAAUAUGUCUUUUAUGGGCUUAUUCUGGCUGACCUUUUGCACAAAGACUACGUGCAAUCACUACUGAUUGUGCCAAAAGCUUACCGAACCAGAUAGCACUGGGAAUGCCUGUAAAUCGUGCUCCCUAACACUGUUAUAAUACCAGGAGUAAGAUAAUAUAGAUCUUCUAUAUUAUCUUACUCCUGAUAAUACUUAUGUGCAAUGCAUACAGCCGUCCCAAUCCUGUAUCUUCUAUUAAACCUGGCAUAUAUUGCUGUGGGAAGCAGAAGAUAUGGUGGCCUUAAGUGGCAAUAAGAUGUGAAGAGUUAAUAUGGUAUUUUUUAAACUAUAUAUAAUAUAGACUAUAUCUAUUCUAUCUUAUUCAUGAGCCAAAAUCUCUCAUAACUGUUAUAAGUAAUGUGUAAGUAUGCAGGGCCGUAAUGGCCGCCACGGCAGCACGGCACUGCCGUGGCACUAUUUUGACAAAAAAAAAUUGUGCAGGGA
Messenger RNA from Priapulus caudatus, 929 nucleotides. RefSeq lists its product as uncharacterized. NCBI's taxonomy places the organism in Eukaryota, Metazoa, Priapulida, Priapulimorpha, Priapulimorphida, Priapulidae. The transcript is spliced from 5 exons. The record is from RefSeq and is a predicted model, not a curated record. The coding region runs from base 27 to 542 and encodes 171 amino acids.